Molecule: messenger RNA, 1617 nt
Organism: Penicillium malachiteum
Lineage: Eukaryota; Fungi; Ascomycota; Eurotiomycetes; Eurotiales; Aspergillaceae
Product: isocitrate lyase 1
Exons: 3
Coding region: 1-1617 (538 amino acids)
Biological process (GO): carboxylic acid metabolic process
Molecular function (GO): isocitrate lyase activity
Source: RefSeq, a predicted model, not a curated record
AUGGGUCUGUUUGAAGAUGAGGACCGCCAAUAUGCGGCUGAUGUUCAGGCUGUUCAGAACUGGUGGAUGGAUGACCGCUGGCGCUUCACCAAGCGACCAUUCACGGCGGAGCAGAUUGUGGCAAAGCGCGGCACUUUGACAAUUGACUACCCGUCAAAUGUCCAGGCCAAGAAGUUAUGGCGUACUUUGGAAGGAAACUGGAAGACCAAGCAGGCUAGCUACACCUAUGGCUGUCUCGAACCCACAAUGAUCACCCAAAUGUGUCAAUUCCUCGAUACGAUCUAUGUUUCCGGCUGGCAGAGCUCCUCAACGGCCUCAUCUACCGAUGAGCCUUCCCCUGAUCUGGCGGAUUACCCCAUGGAUACCGUCCCCAAAAAGGUCAACCAGUUGUUCAUGGCACAGCUCUUCCACGACAGGAAACAACGCGAAGAGCGCAUUACUACCCCCAAGGACCAACGGUCCAAGGUGGCAAAUGUUGACUACCUGCGUCCCAUCAUUGCUGAUGCCGACACCGGUCACGGUGGUUUGACUGCCGUCAUGAAAUUGACCAAGCUGUUUGUUGAGCGCGGUGCUGCCGGUAUUCACAUUGAAGACCAAGCUCCUGGUACUAAGAAGUGCGGCCACAUGGCCGGUAAGGUACUUGUCCCUAUUAGCGAACACAUCAACCGCCUCGUGGCUAUUCGUGCCCAGGCCGACAUUAUGGGCUCCGAUCUUCUGGCCAUUGCCCGUACCGACUCCGAGGCCGCCACCCUCAUCACCUCCACCAUCGACCACCGAGACCACUCUUUUGUCGUCGGUGCCACAAACCCCAACAUCCAACCCUUGAACGACCUGAUGUUUGCCGCUGAGCAAUCCGGCAAGAACGGUGCCGCUCUCCAGGCUAUCGAAGACCAAUGGGUCGCGCAGGCCGGUCUCAAGCUCUUCGAUGAAGCUGUCAUCGACACUAUCAACGCCAGCGCGGGCAGUAACAAGCAGGCACUCAUUGAUCAAUACCUCAAGGCUGCUAAGGGCAAGAGCAACGGCGAAGCCCGUGCUAUCGCCAAGGCCAUCACCGGUGUGGACAUCUACUUCAACUGGGAUGCUCCUCGUACCCGUGAGGGUUUCUACCGCUACAAGGGUGGUACUCAGUGCGCCGUGAACCGCGCGAUUGCUUACGCACCAUUCGCGGAUCUCAUCUGGAUGGAGAGCAAGUUGCCAGACUACAAGCAGGCAAAGGAGUUCGCAGACGGUGUACACGCCAUCUGGCCCGAGCAGAAGCUCGCAUACAACCUCUCCCCCUCGUUUAACUGGAAGAAAGCGAUGCCUCGUGAUGAGCAGGAGACUUAUAUUAAGCGUCUCGGCGAGUUGGGUUACUGCUGGCAGUUUAUCACUCUCGCUGGUCUGCACACUACUGCGCUUAUCUCACACCAGUUCGCCAAGGCAUAUGCCAAGAAUGGUAUGCGUGCUUAUGGUGAACUGGUUCAGGAACCAGAGAUGGAACAAGGUGUUGAUGUAGUGACUCACCAGAAAUGGAGUGGUGCGAACUAUGUUGAUAACUUGCUCAAGAUGGUUUCGGGUGGUGUGAGUAGUACUGCAGCUAUGGGUAAGGGAGUGACCGAGGACCAAUUCAAGCACUAG